This is a messenger RNA of Quercus robur (English oak), 2201 nucleotides long. Its product is annotated as receptor-like protein 19. Gene Ontology annotation, molecular function: protein binding. Bases 73 to 1809 code for a protein of 578 amino acids. The transcript is spliced from 2 exons. The record is from RefSeq and is a predicted model, not a curated record. Lineage: Eukaryota; Viridiplantae; Streptophyta; Magnoliopsida; Fagales; Fagaceae.
GGUUUGAAUCUAAGUGUUCUCUCUUUAAGUUCAAAUCUCCUAAAUGGAACACUGCCAUCUUGGUUGUUCAGUAUGCCAUCUUUGAAGACUUUGUAUCUUGAUCGUAAUCAGUUUGUUGGUGAGAUUGGUGAAUUCAAGUAUAAUUCGUUGAAGUAUCUUGAUUUGGGUUAUAAUAAGCUACAUGGCUCUAUACCUAGGUCAGUAUCUAGACUUGUGAACCUUACUAGCCUAUCUCUCUCAUCAAAUAACUUGAGUAUUAUUUUGGGGUCAGAAAUGUUUUCAAAGCUCAAAAAUCUCUUGAGACUUGAUUUUUCAAAUAACUUAGUUAGCAUCAACAAUAAUUUUGCCUAUGCCCUACCCAAUCUUGGGGAAUUGAACUUAUCUUCCUCCAACAUUAGUGAAUUCCCAAUUUUCUUAAGACUGACAACAAAUUUACAAUACUUAGACCUUUCCAAUAACAAAAUUUAUGGUCGAGUUCCAAAAUGGUUGGGGGAUGUGGGAAUGAAUUCAUUAUAUUAUGUUAAUCUUCGUGACAACUUGCUUCAAGGACCAUUUCCAACUCUAAAUUUUUCAAGUCUGCACUUUAUGUUUUUCUCCAAUAACAAAUUCACUGGAGAAAUCCCCUCUUUUAUUUGCAAUGCAAUUUCCCUUCAAGUUCUAGACUUGUCUCAUAACAACUUAAGCGGAAUGAUUCCGAAGUGUUUGGUAAACUCUACUGCCCUUUCGGUGUUGGAUUUGCGAAUGAAUAGCCUUCAUGGUUCCAUCCCUGCAAUAUUUUCCAAAGGAAAUAAUUUUAGGAAUAUUAACCUUAAUGGCAAUCAAUUGGAAGGGUCAUUGCCGCAAUCUUUGGUAAAUUGUAUAGACUUGGAAGUUCUAGAUCUUGGAAACAAUAAGAUAAGUGGAACCUUCCCUUAUUCGUUGGGAAGUCUUCAGAAAUUGCAAAUUCUUGUCAUAAGAUCAAACAAAUUUCAAGGUCGUAUAAGCAAUCCUAAAACCAAAUUUUCUUUCCCAAAUUUGAGAAUCAUAGACAUCUCUAACAAUCAGUUUAAUGGUCCUUUGCCAAUAAAAUAUUUCAAAUGUUUUAAAGCCAUGAUGUAUGUGAAUGAAAGUGUGGCUGCAUUGAAAUAUAUGGGAGAAAAUUAUUAUCAAGAUUCAUUGAAUAUCAUGAUCAAAGGGCAAUAUAUUGAGAUGGAGAGAGUCCUGAACAUCUUAACAAGCAUUGAUUUUUCAAACAAUAGUUUCACAGGAGAGAUGCCAAAGAUAAUUGGAAGGCUUAAAUCACUCAAGGGGCUCAACUUUUCUCACAAUAACCUUAUAGGUCAUAUUCCCCCAUCAAUUGGAAAUUUGACCAAUCUUGAAUCGUUAGACCUCUCUUUCAACAAGCUCGAUGGGGAGAUUCCUAGUCAAUUGGCAGAUCUAACCUGGCUUGAAGUCUUAAAGCUAUCACAUAACCAACUCACAGGACACAUACCUUCAGGAACUCAAUUCAAUACAUUCAACAAUGAUUCGUACACCGAAAAUUUGGGAUUGUGUGGGUUUCCAUUGUCAAGAACAUGCGAUAACCACGAGGCAAAGCAACCACCACCAUCGACCUUGCAACAAGAUGAAAAUUUAGAGCAUGAAAAUGGGUUUGGUUGGCAAGCUGUAGCCAUAGGUUACGCAUGUGGAACAAUAUUCGGAAUGUUAAUGGGAUAUCUUAUGUUUAAAAAUGGAAAACCAAAGUGCCUUGUGAGGAUGGUCAAAUUAGAGCAGCAUAUCAUGCUCAGAAGAUUGAAGAAGAAUGCCCACAAACAUGAUGGAAGAAGAUAACUGUUUCUAUGAUGUCAUGGAUAGUAUGCGGCAAAUGGGGCUUGAAUCCUUGUAUGCUAUUCAAGAAGACGUAAUAUGGAUAUGAUAAUGGCCGUUGUUUCUAGUCUUCUACAAAAUGGUGCAUUCUGGUGUCUUGAUGUAGUCACAACUGUUGAUUUGUUCACAAGGAUCAUCCCUUUGUUGUAUUUCUAUUUGCUAUGUAGGUUUAUUAUUUUUUUUUUUUAAAGGAUAGACAGACUUAGUCUAUUGGCUUGAGUUGAGGUGACACUGUUGUGCUUGUAUUUUUUGUGCUUACAAAGGGUUCCUCCAUCUGGUGUAGUUCCCUUUAGGGCUUUGUGUACUCUAGUUUGUAUUUAAUAAAAUUGAUUGAUUCAUCAAAAAAAAAUUGUUCA